Molecule: messenger RNA, 502 nt
Organism: Nerophis lumbriciformis (worm pipefish)
Lineage: Eukaryota; Metazoa; Chordata; Actinopteri; Syngnathiformes; Syngnathidae
Gene: polr2j
Product: RNA polymerase II subunit J
Biological process (GO): transcription by RNA polymerase II
Cellular component (GO): RNA polymerase II, core complex
Molecular function (GO): DNA binding; protein dimerization activity
Source: RefSeq, a predicted model, not a curated record
UGACGACGAAGACGCGAGGCGGAAAUAAAGAUGACCGCUAGUAGUCGGCGCGCUUCCUCUUGGGUUUGUUGUGUUCAGCACGCUCCACAAAGAUGAAUGCGCCUCCAGCUUUUGAGUCAUUUCUGUUGUUUGAGGGGGAGAAGAAGAUCACAAUCACAAAAGACACCAAAGUCCCCAACUCGUGUCUAUUCACGCUGAACAAGGAGGACCACACAUUGGGCAACAUCAUCCGCGCACAGCUGCUGAAAGAUCCUCAGGUUCUCUUUGCUGGUUAUAAAGUUCCUCAUCCUCUGGAACACAAGAUUGUCAUCCGAGUGCAGACAACACCUGACUACAGUCCACAGGAAGCCUUCACAAAUGCCAUCACUGACCUCAUCAGUGAGUUGUCCCUGCUGGAGGAGCGCUUCAGAGUGGCCAUCAAGGACAAACAAGAAGGCAUUGAGUGACGUCACUCCUUCACCUACAAUGUUUUCUUAUUGUAAAUAAAGACUUUCACAUUGUC